UGUAGCAUGUCCUAGAAAAAAAGGAAGAAAGAAAGAAAUAAAGAAAGAAAAAGUAACCAACUUUAGUUUUUAUCAGCGAUGGAAGUCCUUUCCCAGGUCUUUAGUGUCGUUAUCAGAUAUACCAGGAGGUGGCAGCACCGUCGCUUCCUCUGACGGUGCUGUUUGAUCUCCUGGCCACAUGAGGUCAGGCCGUGGAGGUGUAUUGUAGCCCACAUAAUGAACUUCACGUUUACGCUGUGACAUUAGCCAGCAGGGGGCGUUCACUGACAUCUGAUGAAAAACAAAAAUCGGUCGCGUCUCUUGAGUUCCUCAGAUCCAGCGCAAUCUAAUGGCGACGUUCCAGUGUUUAACGCCGAGCGGUCGAUUUUAGGAAGUGCACGGAGGGUCUGUGAUUUUUGUUACGCGCUCAGGACACCCAGGGAUAACUAGUCAUGUCACCGCGCAACUGCGCCUUGCUGUAGUAUACAGAGAGGGAACACUCAUGUUGGAGUCAUAACAGGGUGACUACCGAAACCUUCAUUUCAAGGAGAGACUGGGCACCAUGACGACAGAUGCCAUGGCGAAGGAGCCCACGACGACGGAAGCGCACGUCAGGCCCACAGAGCUGGUGCUGGUUCCUCUGCAGUCCUGCAAGCUGUGCCUGGGAGAGUUCACCCCCGACCACAUGACCGCCCUCACACACUGCCACUGCGCCUUCUGCACGGUGUGUCUGAAGCAGUAUGUGGAGCUCUUGGUUAAAGAGGGCCUGCAGACGGACAUAGGCUGCCCCGACUCCGCCUGUCCACAGCAGGGACUCCUGCAAGAGAGCGAGGUGAAGUUUCUGGUACCUACAGAAGUCCUGCAGCGGUAUCAGCGGCUUCGCUUUGAAAGAGAGGUGCUGCUGGAUCCCUGGCGCACGUGGUGCCCGUCCUCCUCGUGCCAGGCCGUGUGCCAGCUUCCGGAGGAUGGGGAGCAGGACGUGCUCUCCCCGCAGCAGGUCCGGUGCCCCGCCUGCAGCAGCGAGUUCUGCUCCGCCUGCCGGGCCCACUGGCACCAGGACCAGCCGUGCCAGGAGAGCGGCACCAUCACCAGCCUCCUCCCCGGCGAUAUCAGCCCCUACUGUAAGAGUGAGGACGAGGACGCGCCCAUCAAGCGCUGCCCGAGGUGUAAGGUGUACAUCGAGAGGGACGAGGGCUGCGCGCAGAUGAUGUGCAAGAGCUGCAAGCACGCCUUCUGCUGGUACUGCCUGGAGUCGCUGGAUGAUGACUUCCUCCUGAUCCAUUAUGACAAAGGACCAUGCCGGAACAAGCUGGGCCAUUCCAGAGCUUCUGUGAUCUGGCAUCGCACUCAGGUGGUGGGGAUAUUUGCUGGCUUUGGCUUGCUGCUGCUGGUCGCCUCCCCCUUCCUGCUCUUGGCCACGCCCUUCGUGCUGUGUUGCAAGUGCAGGUGCCGCCGUGGCGAUGAUGACCCGCUGCCCACUUAAAGGGUCAAAGGUCACCCUUUUAGGUCAAGGUCACAUCGGGACCACCUUAUCACAUCUUGACACCGCAGGAUCUGAGCUCCGCAGCGAGCAGACUGCGAACAGGAAGCAGGAAGCCAAACUCCUGUGCAGCUUGGUGGUUACCGUAGUUACCGUCUACUGUCCGUCAAGGAGCAACUGUCCUGUCUCUCCCUUAUAGAAGCUGCCUUGGUCUUUGACGAAAGGAGGGACCAGAGAGAGAGAGAGGGGGAGGGAGAGAACGAUAAAGAGAGAGAGGGUAGUAAGGGAAGAAAGCAUGUAGCAAAGAAUGAUGUCCUUGUAAAGGGGAGUUUUGCUUCAACUCUGUUAAAUUCUCUUUUCUGUUAUUCUGUUCUACGUGUGCUAAGGGAUGUGUAUGGUAUGCGCUCCAGCUAAAGACGGAGCAAAGCUUGUGUGUCAUUUGUCUUCUUAUCAUGUGAGUGUUUGGUGAGUCGGAGUUUUCUCUUUUUUGUGGAAUUACUGUCACCCCAACACCGUCCUCGUUAUGAUUAUUCCAACAUCUCUACAGAUGAUUUUGUGCUUUGUAUUUUCCACACAGCCGACACGUUCCUUUAAUGUGACGUGAGGUUUCAGAGAAGCACAUUCCUUAAAUGUAAGGUGAGGUUUCAGAGAAGCACGUUCCUUUAAUGUGAGGUGAGGUUUCUGUGAAGCAGUGGGUGGCAGGCAAUAUGUUUCCAAAUGCCAAAGCGGAACUUACCUCCAGGUCUGCACGCAGGCCACAACCCAACACAUCUCCAGUCUGCUGCAGUGACCAAUCACGUUUGCUCUUUCAUUUUAUCUACGUCAAACUUUGCUGGUCGGGAGUGGUGGAGCAGAGGUCCUUUAAAAUACUUUCCAGUAGCAAUCUGACUGGCUUCUCAAGAUGGCCGACAAAAAGGCCUGUAUGUCCUCACCACUUAUCUUUAGUCUUUAAUUAAUGAUAGCGCUCCUCAAUGAGAUCAAGGUGGCAAAUCACACGAUCCUACCUGGCUCGCUCAAACAGCUAAGCAGUGUGAUGCUUGUCCACUAGGGGUCAGGCUUGUAGCUCUCUGACCUGAUGCCUGGUUGUGUUCAUCAGUGGUGAUGGGACUGAACGUUAGUAGCAUGCAUCAGACCAGUAAUGUAAAGGGAAGUGGCUAUUGAACCAGAUCCUGGCAAAACACUGAGCUAUCUUCCUAAGCUAUGUUCCCCGUCAGACAAGGAAUUGGAUGUUGCAGUUAGGUAAAUGUCAAGGUCAUGAUUUCAUGGUCGUGAUGGUCAUCAUAAGUCAUGAUGAUUGACCAGGUAGCACCCUAGACUCUGCCCAGUAAAGUUUAAUUUAAGAAUAUCAAUGUAACUGAUGACAGCCGGUAGGUCAAAUAGUAAUUUUGUUAUUUUACCAACGUCUGGUCCAAUAGCCCACAUUACAAAUCAUUAGGUUAUGUUACUUGACUUGGUCUUACUGUAGCAAGUAAACCAGAUUUUGUAGUUUCUCAAGCCAGUAGAUUUGCUUUAAGAUGUGAUGCAUUACCAAGGACAGCUUUAAAAAAAAAAACAUCACUUUGAAUUAAUAUAAAGCUUAUUUAGGUUACAAUAUCAGUAAAAUGCCAGGUAGGACUGGAAUGUUCAAUAUCAAAUAGAAGUACUUUUUUAGUACUGAAUAGUAUGUCACUAUAAUCUGUCCAAGAGGUGCCUAACAAGCUUCUUUUUCAGCUUCACCAGUAUGGUUAGGGUCAUAGGUCAUAUCAUUGCCAAAUCUGAGGUCAUGGCCAAGUUGUGCAGCUCUCAGAGAUUCUCUUUCUUUUUGUUUCCUUUGAACAGGGGAAUACUAUUACUCACUGAGUUGAACCUCUGUAUUUGUAUAAUGUUUCUGUAUUUGUAUUAUGUCACACAUACCGGCCUGUUUUCUAUUUUGUAAUUUAUAUGACUGUAUCCUUGUCCCAGCUAAGAUAUAUGAAUGGUCUGGAUGGCUGGUACAUAAUACUGAUGUACUCUUUCAGAGGGUUUUUGUCUUGUAAGGUUCCUUCUGUUUGUAGAAUAAAAAUGUCAAGCAUC
Molecule: messenger RNA, 3511 nt
Organism: Clupea harengus (Atlantic herring)
Lineage: Eukaryota; Metazoa; Chordata; Actinopteri; Clupeiformes; Clupeidae
Gene: rnf144ab
Product: ring finger protein 144ab
Biological process (GO): protein ubiquitination
Molecular function (GO): ubiquitin-protein transferase activity; zinc ion binding
Source: RefSeq, a predicted model, not a curated record